UACUGCUUUGUACCUACUUUUGAGCAUAUUUUUUUAUUGAACUAUGGCGACUAUGGCCAUUAGCAUUUUGUAGGGGGGUUACAGUUGGCUUUCUAGCAUGUACCUAUACAAUAAUUAAUAAUAUUAUGUAUAAAGUUCACGGGAAUUCAAACCAUACGCGUACAUAUUAUACGAUAUACCUUAGGUAUACUGGUACACAUCAAAUGCGGUAUACCGUGUUUUCCGGUCGUCCUUUUGACUUCAACAGAAAAAACUGUGUAUUACACAUAAGUACAUUAUAUUUUUAUAUUUUAUUGUGCACGAUAUUGUACAUAGUAUCGUGUAUGUAUAAUAUUAUGUUAGUUCAUCGCAAUGGUUAAGUACAAUUGGGCCAGUGUGCACAUUAUGUGUAGGGAUAAAACGUCUGUAAGAAAAAUUAAAACCCCAGCAACUCUUGGCGACAACUAUAUACGUCUAAUAGACAUCUCUUUCGAAAUACUUUCCCUGCUUCGUCUAUUUAUUCAUUCGAUCGGUUUUCAUUUUCCCUGAUUAUAUUAUAGACAACUAUAUAUACCUACAUAUAGAAGGUAAUAGGAAAAUAUGUAUACACAUUCGAGGCACAGCUACAGACUUCGUUUUCUAAAACUGAAUAGGUAUAUUGUGUUAACUGAUACUUGGUAGAUAAAACCAUUGGUUUUCAUAAUAUAAUAUACACGUAUAAGCUGUAAAUAAUAAUUAAUAUAUAAUAUUAAAAUAUAAUAAGCCGGGCUAAAUGUUAAUUGUUGUGGGUACACAAUAUAAUUUAAUAUAAGUUCGCAUCGUUCGUAUAAAAGCUGACCGUAUAUAAUACAUAAUUUCACACACAUUAACAUAAUGGGUAAGUACAUAUUAUACGUUAAGUAUGAGUACGUUAUUUGUAAUGCGUUACCUCACGUGCGUGAAAAUAUACAUCGUUAUAAAUAUAAUUAUAAUAUAAUAUUAAAAUUAAAAAUAGUUAUGCAUAAAAAAUAAUAUGAUUUGUGAAUCGCCCCGAACGUCAUGUGAAGGUAUCUGUGUGUAUCUGUAUUACGAAGCUGAAAAGUGCAUCAGCCGAGGUACAGCUGCGUGGUAUAUAGACUGGCGUUACGAAACCGUUGACGAUCUAUAUUAUAAUAUAAUUUUAUAUUAUAUUAUUAUCUACCCAGCAAUAAUAACGAGGGCCGUUCUCACGUGCGCUCGGCGACGUUAUUUGACUUCAAGUUUCGUUAAAAGCGCGGCGGUCAACUGUACCGCGGAAUCCAAUUAUUAUUAUCAUACACCACACACACACAUAAGUAUAUUAUCUCGGGGCCGGGAUAAAGCCCGAGGCCACGACUCGAGUAUAGGUACCUACCACACGCACGCGUGCAGUCCUUCGGUUUAUUUUUUUACCUCUUUCUCUCUUUCCUUCGUCUUACGAGAGCCGCAUGCAGUUGUAGGCCUCCCGUACAUGUUAUUUUUUUUAUAUAUAAAUACGCGUCGGAUGACCGUACGCUUUCAGUGUCUCAACUCGCGCACGCUCGUCUAUAAUAUAAUUAUAUUACUACUUUUCUAUGACUGCUACCUAUACAUAGUAUACCUACUGCAAUACCGCGGUUGUUCUUUUAAACCGACAUUCGCCCGCUGUCAGUUCGGAAAAGUUCUGCACAUAAAGCUAAAUAUCAUAAAGUAGAUGCGCCGAUAUACCGCUACAAUGUCACCCUACACGCAGCUGCGGUCACUGGUCGUGGUCGUCAUCGCUACAUCAUCACUGCUGCAGAUGACGUCGGGCAGCCCCUUGUCUGUGUACGGUUACGGAGCGGCCGCUCAGCCACGGGCCGACUACCGUCACAACGGCUACUACGGGCGCGCGGCCGCGGCCGACGAGCACGCCGCCGCCCCGCCUAAAUACAACUUCGCGUACGACGUGUCCGACGCGUACACGGGCGACUACAAGUCUCAGACCGAAGUGAGAGACGGCAAUAACGUCAAGGGACAGUACACGGUCGUCGAACCGGACGGUACCAGGCGCGUGGUGGACUACACGGCUGACGAGGAGAACGGCUUCAACGCGGUCGUGUCCAAGGAGGGCCACCCGGCCGCCGAUGCUCCUGCUUACCGACCCGUGGCCGCCGCUCCAGCUUACCGACCGGCCGCCGCCGCCGCUCCCUCUUACCGACCGGCCGCCGAUGCUCCCGCUUAUCGACCCGCCGCCGUUCCUUCUUACCGACCAGCCUACAAACCGGCCUACAAGCCAUCCUUGUCCGCCGCCUACCGUCCGGCACCAGCCGCCGUCUACCAGCACGCCGCCGAUGCCGCCGACGAGCCCCCGGCUUACCCGGAAGCCCCGUUGUACAAAUCCGCCUACAAGCAGCCACCUUCCUAUUACCCAUACAGAUCGUACUGAUCGAGUCAGUAUAAUAUUAUUAUAUCGUUCAGUGACUAUAAUAUUCUUAUUACCUAUGACUGUAUAUUGUUCAUUACAACUACCUAUUAUUAAAAUAUUAUUGUUAAACGAGAUUGAUUCUUAAUAAAUAAAAUAAUAUAAUAUAUUUUUA
Acyrthosiphon pisum (pea aphid) is the source of this 2534-nucleotide messenger RNA. RefSeq names its product cuticle protein 7-like. Bases 1670 to 2383 code for a protein of 237 amino acids. The record is from RefSeq and is a predicted model, not a curated record. Lineage: Eukaryota; Metazoa; Arthropoda; Insecta; Hemiptera; Aphididae. Gene Ontology annotation, cellular component: extracellular matrix. The transcript has 2 exons.